This is a messenger RNA of Diuraphis noxia (Russian wheat aphid), 1139 nucleotides long. RefSeq names its product 52 kDa repressor of the inhibitor of the protein kinase-like. The record is from RefSeq and is a predicted model, not a curated record. Lineage: Eukaryota; Metazoa; Arthropoda; Insecta; Hemiptera; Aphididae.
AUGAUGUGUCAAAUAUUGAAGACAAUGUAGAACUCAAAAUAACAGGAGAGAAUUUAGGAGAUACAGUGGUAAAAAUAUUACAAGAAUUAGGAUUAAAUUUAGACAACUGUGUAGGUAUUGGGACUGAUGGUUGUUCUGUUAUGGUUUCUGAAGUUCGUGGUGCUGUGCAACAAAUAAAAAAAUAUGCCAAAAAUGCCAAAAAUGCCAUACAUAGCCCGUUCUCUAAUCAUGCAUUGAACCUCAGUAUUGCUAAAUCAUCUGCUGUUCAAUCUGUACGAAACUGUGUAGGAAUUAUAAAAGAAGUUGAUUCCUUUUUUCAUGUAUCUGCUAAAUAUACUUUAACUGAUUUAUCUGAAUGGAAUGAAAAUAUUUCUUCUUCAAAAGCCAAAAUGAUGAUAGCAGCUAUUUGUAAUUGUGACUUUAUUAUAUCAAUUUUUUCAUUAUCAAGUUUAUUAGCUGUAACAUUUCCUAUAAGCAAAAUAUUGCAAGGUAAAGAUCAAGAUAUUAUUUCAGCAUCAGAAUGUAUUAAAUAUAUAUACACAAUUAUUGAAAGGAACCGUAAGGAAUGUGAAGACAAAUUUAAAUUAUUGUUUAAAGAAUGUGAACUGAUUUUAAGAGAACUUAAUGUUGAUAUGAGAUUACCAAGAAUUACUUCGCGUCAAAAACAUAGACCAAACUUAUUACCAUCAAACAAUAUUGUUGAUUACUAUAGAGUUAAUAUUUAUAUACCUCUAUUGGACAAUAUAUUAGAAGAUUUAAACUUUCUAUUUUUGAGCAAGGAAAAUAAAAAUAUUGUAUCAUUAAUGCAGCUUACACCAAAGUAUCUUAUUAAAAUAAAAAAUGAAGACUUGCAUAAUUAUUUGUCAACAAUUUCUGAAAUUAUGACUGGAAAUUAUACAUAUUUUCAAGCUUCAUCAAAAGAUAUAAUACAAAAUGAAUUAGAUUUAUGGUUUACUAAAUGGAAGAGACAUGAAUAUGAAAGAGAAAAUAUUCCAAAUAAUGGUUUAGAAGCUCUAAUUUCGUGUCCGGAAUCAGUGUUUCCAAAUAUUCAUUAUAUUCUUAAUAUUAUUUGUUCACUACCUAUUAGUGUUGCUUCAGCAGAACGAAGCUUUUCUACGCUUAGAAGGUACCUAUUAUAA